AUGGGUAACAGUUUAAGGUGUUGUUUGGCUUGUGUUCUUCCUUGUGGAGCUCUUGAUUUGAUCCGAAUCGUUCAUUUGAACGGCCACGUUGAAGAAAUUGCCCAUCCCAUCACCGCCGGCGAGGUUCUAAAAGCGAACCCAAAUCAUGUUCUUACUAAGCCUUCUUCACAAGGGGUUGUUCGUCGGAUUCUGAUUCUCUCGCCGGAAUCUGAGCUCAAAAGGGGCACUAUUUAUUUCGUGAUUCCGGCGACUUCUCUACCGGAGAAGAAACGAAACGCCGGAAGCAGCCUCAAAACUCCGUCUUCAAAGGCCAAAAACUGUACCGCCACCGGAGACAGUGAUUCUUACCUCUCUGAUGUUGUAUCCGACAAGAAACCGUCGCGGCGGGACCGCCGCGGUGCCCGGGUGGUCGUAUGGCGGCCCCGUUUGGAGAGCAUUUCUGAAGACUAA
Cucurbita pepo subsp. pepo (vegetable marrow) is the source of this 450-nucleotide messenger RNA. RefSeq lists its product as uncharacterized. The record is from RefSeq and is a predicted model, not a curated record. NCBI's taxonomy places the organism in Eukaryota, Viridiplantae, Streptophyta, Magnoliopsida, Cucurbitales, Cucurbitaceae.